This is a messenger RNA of Penicillium soppii, 747 nucleotides long. RefSeq lists its product as uncharacterized. The record is from RefSeq and is a predicted model, not a curated record. Lineage: Eukaryota; Fungi; Ascomycota; Eurotiomycetes; Eurotiales; Aspergillaceae. Bases 1 to 747 code for a protein of 248 amino acids. The transcript has a single exon.
AUGCAAGAGCCUCAGGAUACGCCGGGAACACCACCUCGUCCGCCAUAUUCCCCGGUGACUCCUGAAUUUGCGCAACUUGUACCGGUCGCCUCCACCGAGCCAAGAAUCGUUCCGCCACCUCUCUCUCCUUCGCCGACAUCGCACGCUCCAUCAAAUAACUAUUCACAUCAUCCUCCACCGGCCCGCCCGCCUGUGUAUAUACCAGAGCCACCACCAGUUCCCAUUUCCGAGAGUGAGAAUCCAGAUGCGAUUGCGCUACGGUCGGCAAUCUCCAUUCUGCAGAUGCAGAAGCAGCAAACCUUGCGCGAUAUCCAAACAUUAGAUCGCAUGAAAGAUGCGGCUGAGGCUGAACCAGAGAGGUUCGCGACCGAGCUGGCGGCAGGACGACUAAAGACCGAGGACCGCGGUGCGGUGAUUCAGUUUUCCGACGACGAUCCCACGGAAACCGAAGAUGCCAACGGACAACCACAACGUACAAAUCCUGACGGCUCACCGGCUUCGAACUUUGGUCAUAUACCUAUUCCACAGAACAUUGUGCGUAUGCCGCCGAUUAAUUGGGCCAAAUACAAAGUUGUCGGUGAACCCCUUGAUCGCAUGCACGAGGAGCAGUUGCGCCGGCCGCAUUCUGGAGAGCCGAGACGAGACCGUGCGCCAGAGCAUGUACUGGCCUCACCAUAUCGCCCGUUGGUUGAUCACUUGGACACACCUGCAAAGCUGGGACGUCCCGGCAAAGCCAAAAAGAUGUGA